ACGUUGCGCAUGCGCCGUGGACACCGCCGCUGUCAAUAUCUGUAAAAUCGGUUGAUUUAUACACAACAGACAACAGUCAUCGAAUAUUGAACAAGAGGAAAGAACACAUCAAAAUCUACUUGACAACAAAAAUAAUGCACAAUCCGCAGCGGAGUCGGAGCAACAGCAACUGCUGGUGGCUGUUGCCAUUGGCGUUUGCAGUUGCCUUUCUCCUGCCACACGUUGUGUAUGGAGCGAAUCACAGCAGCAUUAUCGCCGACGCCGAGCUCAGCGCAUCGGAGCGUAAUCGCCGUCUUAUUCCCUACAUGGCCUUCUAUCUGCCCGCCCCGGAGUUGCCCAUCAAUCAGCAAUACGCUGUGAAGCAUGCCCCAUCUGCAGGCGGGGCACAGCUUCGUCCACCACUAGCUGCACCCAGUCGCAUCCCCGUGCCGGUUGCCUACAUGCCACAACCUCAACCACAGCCACAGCCACCACCACAUCAUCCACAUCCGCAUCAGCAUCAGCAUUCGCAUGCACAUCAUCAGGGAUCGUCGGCACAUUAUCAGCAGGGCGCAGCCGACAUUUACCAUGCGCUGCAGCAGCAUCAGGGACUGGCACCUGGUCAUGGAAAGGAUGCCGCAUUGCCGGCUGAUGCGGGCGCCACAUUUAUUGCCUACAAGCCAUUGAACCCAACGACAGCACACAAGCACAAAACUGUGCAGCACUUUCCUCCGCUUUCCCAACACGAACAACAGCAGCAGCAACAACAACAACAGGAACAGUUUGAGUUACUGCCACCGCCGGCGGCGCCACAAGCGCAGUACCAUCGACAGCGGGGCAAACAAUCAAAAGUCAAUUUAACACCGUUUACAGCACAGAACACGCUGCCGGGACACUUUAUGCCCAUUAUUUAUACGCCAGUGAGCAAGCCAGGCCACAACAACAACAAUAACAAUGAGCUCCAUAAUGGCAAUACUAUCAAUUACAACAAGAAGCCAGCGUCGUCUUCGACGCCAACAGAAAUUGUCUACCAUAAAAAUGCACAUCAAACACAAAUUGUUACGGAUUAUGCACCCGGAGACGGAGCAGCUUCGUCUGCAGAGCAGCAGCAGCAGCAGGAGGAGAGGGGACAGGAGGAGGUUUUGGUGCAUCCAACACCAAGUGUUGGCUAUAAAGUAUACAGUGAGCCAUCGAGUGGUUCAUCCUCAUCGACGAGCUCGUCGAAAACCGCAUUGAUAGUGCAUCAAAAGUCGCAACAGUCGCCUGGUUAUGGACACGUAAACAAAUACGAGAGUUACUUCCACAUGUCACCGGAUCAACAGCAGCAGUCGCUGACGCCGCAGGAGAAAUACGUGCUCUACUUACAGCAGCGCAUGAAGCUGCAGCGGCAGCAGCAAAAACAGCAACAGCAGCAGGCUGAGAGAUAUCAUCAUCAAGAGGACGCUCAUCUCCAGUCAGCGCAAAGCAAUACGAAUGCUGGCAAACAUCAGCAACAACAGCAUCACAAUCAUCCGCUUGUCUCUUCACCACAGCCACCACCACAGCAACCACCACAAUCGCCAACACAACAACACCACAGUCAGUUACACAAUUACAAUGGUCUCUUUGGCCAACAACAACAACAGCAGCAGCAGCUGCAAACGCCGCCUCAACAGGUGCUGCAUAUUCCAUUACGUGCCCUCAUGGGCCACCUUAACCAUCAUAAUACUCACGAGCAGCCAGAUUAUGCCAAGGAGCCGCUGCUCGGGUCACCCGCUCCAGCGCAAUUCAUUGAUUACCUAAUUGAUGGGCCCCGCCAGUCGUUGGAUGAGGAACAACAGCAACAUCAACAACAUCAACAGCAGCAUCAUCAUCAGGAGUCGUCGCCAUCUCGUGCACCACAACAUGCCUUCAUUCUGGUGACAACUCCCGCUCCCUAUGCCGACCAUCCACAGGCACCACGUAUUCAUGAUUUGACGCCCACUCGGGCUCCUGUCGUCUACAAACAUCAGCCCACGCUGCGGCUGCAACCCGUGACUCCGGUGCACAAUUACAAGGCCACUCGACGUCCUGUCUACAUUACGCCACCCACGCCCAGUGAGACUGUCAAAAUUACACCCAAGUACGUUUACGUGUCCAGCAAGCCACCGUCGGCAUCGGUGCCUAAUGAAUUACCCAGUCGUCCGCCGCCAAUUAAACUGAAGCCUGUCUACAAAUACGCCCAGGAGCGGCCAACAAGUGCGCCUUUGCCCAGCAAGGUCUACGCCCAAGAAGAUGCGGAUCAAUUGCCCGACAUACGCACCUCAUCGCUGGCCGAAAUUCUGCACAAGUUGCAGGCGAGCAAUCACUUGCCACACACGCUUACUCCGGAUAACAUUGACAACUCGAUUAAGACGCUAAUACGCAUCUUGCAGAACCUGAAGCAGACACAAACAAUUGUGGCGAAUCCGCCGCAACAUCACGAGACGAAACCCAGCAGUAGCAGCAACGAUCAUGACUUUGACUACAACACGGAGCACACUGAGGAGGAGCAUCCGCCCACGACGGUGGCAGGCAAUGCCGAAGCGGAUCUGCAGCAUCUAAAUAAGCCAAACAAGCAUCCAGGACCUACCACAGGUCGUGCUGGUAUCGAUUAUCCCAACUAUUCGGAGAUUCCCAAGACAGACUUUGAGUGCACACAACAACGCUACAAGGGUUUCUUUGGUGAUCCGGAAACCAAUUGCCAAGUGUGGCACUAUUGCGAUCUGAAUGGCGGCAAGGCUUCUUUUCUUUGCCCCAAUGGCACCAUCUUUAGUCAAAUUGCGCUGACUUGUGAUUGGUGGUUCAAUGUCAAGUGCUCGACAACCUCACAGCUUUAUGUGCUUAACGAGCGUCUCUAUAAAUACAUACUGCCCUUCAAUCCAAAGUUCCCCGAGGACUACAAUGGACCCAUAGUGGACAAAUACCUGGCCAUGAAGUUCCAGGAGAUGGAGGAGAAAAUGCGAUUGGAAAAGCAACGGAAAAUUAAACAGCAAGCGGAAAAACCUGAAGCCAGGGAGGAGGCAUCUACACCGUCAUUGCCCAAAAAUCACAAGGCAUCGCCCAAACAUGGCAGCGGUAUCAACGCUCAGGUCUAUGAGCAGAGCUCCGAGCGCAAUCUGCUGAUCGAUGAUGAAAUCGAUGACAUUUCCGAACGCGGCACUUACGAUACCUAUGGCCAAGCGCCCACCACAAUUAUGGCACCGACAACAACGUCGCUGGAUUCACAAACAUUGGGACGAAAGCCCAUUGUUGUGUCAUCCACGCCAUAUCCAGAACGUGAGGAGGAACCAGAGCUAACUGCUGAUUCAGAGCUUGAAGGCGAACCGCCAGCAAAUUCAGAAAGCAGCGAGGAAGAGGACAAACUACAAAGCUUAAGAGAUACGAAUGCAGUUGCGGGACAAAAGCGUUUAGAGACAACAAAAGUAAGUGUCGAGAAACUAGAAGUGAUUGAGAUAAAACCGGAUGGUAACACCGGGCACCUAAUGCCCAUCAGUGGCAUGUCGGAGAGCAGCGAACAGCAAUCGGAGCAAGAGUCGAGCAGCAGAGAGAGCAAAGAGUGAGAAGCCUUGGAAGGGAAGAUAAUUUUGGUAGAGAAUGCUUGCCAUAUUUGUAAUGAGAAUUCUUGUACUUGUUCGUGUCGUCGGUCGGUUGUACGUCUUAAAUUAUUAUUCAUAGCGAGCGAUUACUGUAAAUAGUUAACUGUAAAUUGAAAACAAUACCUAUAGGAACCAAAUAGAUAUAUGUUUGUAUGUAUGAUAAUAUAAAUGCCAAGUAUUAAGUAAAAAAUUUC
Molecule: messenger RNA, 3769 nt
Organism: Drosophila albomicans
Lineage: Eukaryota; Metazoa; Arthropoda; Insecta; Diptera; Drosophilidae
Exons: 9
Coding region: 135-3539 (1134 amino acids)
Cellular component (GO): extracellular region
Molecular function (GO): chitin binding
Source: RefSeq, a predicted model, not a curated record